Messenger RNA from Xyrauchen texanus (razorback sucker), 3470 nucleotides. RefSeq names its product protein HID1-like. Gene Ontology annotation, cellular component: Golgi trans cisterna; Golgi medial cisterna; membrane. The record is from RefSeq and is a predicted model, not a curated record. The transcript is spliced from 19 exons. Lineage: Eukaryota; Metazoa; Chordata; Actinopteri; Cypriniformes; Catostomidae. The coding region runs from base 75 to 2480 and encodes 801 amino acids.
GAUGACACACGGAGAAGAGGAGGUGACGGGGAUUACAGCAGCGCCUUAUUAUUAAACCAUCAUAUCAGAUCAACAUGGGAAAUACUGACUCAAAGCUGAAUUUCAGAAAGGCGGUGAUACAGCUGACCACAAAAACACAGCCUGUAGAGGCCACAGAUAAUGCGUUCUGGGAUCAGUUCUGGGGCGCCACUGCCACCACCGUGCAGGACGUGUUCGCCCUUGUGCCCGCUGCUGAGAUCCGUGCCGUCCGGGAGGAGUCGCCCUCCAAUCUGGCAACACUGUGUUAUAAGGCAGUGGAGAAGUUAGUUCAGGGUGCAGAGUCCGGCUGCCCCACAGAAAAGGACAAGCAGAUCGUGCUGAACUGCGCUUGCAUGCUCACUCGUAUCCUGCCAUACAUCUUUGAGGAUCAGGACUGGAGAGGGUUCUUUUGGUCCACUAUACCUGGUGCUGGCAGAGCUGGGCUGGAUGAUAUGGAGGAUGAUGAUGAAGGAGCUCGUCCGCUGGCUGAGUCUCUCUUACUGGCACUGGCUGAUCUUCUUUUCUGUCCGGACUUCACCGUUCACAGUCACAAGAGAGAAAGACCUGACUCGGUUGAGGACAUUCAGUCUUUGGACAGCUGUGAGUAUAUCUGGGAGGCUGGGGUGGGCUUCGCUCAAUCCCCACCGCUCAACUACGUCCAUGAUCUUAACAGGACUGAGUUGUUGAGGUUACUGCUCACCUGUUUCUCAGAGGCCAUGUACCUACCACCAACAUCAGAUAACAGCAUUCUCAACCCCUGGGUCACAUUCUUCUGUUCCACCGAAAACAGACAUGCUCUUCCUUUGUUCACUUCGCUGUUGAAUGUGGUGUGUGCGUAUGACCCGGUGGGUUACGGCAUCCCCUACAACCACCUGCUGUUCUCAGACUACCGCGAGCAGCUGGUGGAGCAGGCCGUUCAGAUCCUCAUUGUUACCCUGGAGCACGAGGGCACACAGCCGUACCGCCCCCCUUCCCCCUCCAGCAUAGAGGACCAGGAUUCUGCUGGUCCAAAUAACCUCUUCGUGAACUACCUGUCCAGAAUUCAUAGGGAGGAGGAUUAUGAUUUUGUGCUGAAAGGUCUGGCACGCCUGCUGACUAACCCUCUUACUCAAACAUACCUGCCCAACUCAACUAAAAAGAUCCAGUUUCACCAGGAACUGCUGGUGCUUUUCUGGAAACUCUGUGACAUCAACAAAAAGUUCCUGUUCUUUGUGCUAAAGAGCAGUGAUGUGUUGGACAUAUUAGUGCCUAUACUGUAUUACCUGAAUGAUUCCAGGGCAGACCAAUCACAGGUCGGACUCAUGCACAUUGGUGUGUUUAUUCUGCUGCUGUUGAGUGGAGAGAGGAACUUUGGUGUGCGUCUGAAUAAGCCGUACUCUCUCCACGUAACCAUGGACAUCCCUGUGUUCACUGGCACACAUGCUGACCUGCUCAUUGUGGUUUUCCACAAGAUAAUAACCAGUGGCCAUCAGCGGUUACAGCCGCUUUAUGACUGCCUGCUCACUAUUGUGGUGAAUGUGUCUCCCUAUCUGAAGAGUCUUUCCAUGGUGGCGGCUAACAAGCUCCUUCAUCUUCUGGAAGCGUUCUCCACAAACUGGUUCCUGUUCUCCGCUCCUCAGAACCAUCAUCUGGUCUUCUUCAUUCUGGAGGCCUUCAACAACAUCAUUCAGUACCAGUUUGAUGGUAACUGUAAUUUGGUGUACGCCAUCAUUCGGAAGCGCAAUGUUUUCCAUCAGCUGGCCAACCUGCCGUCUGACCCCGCCUCCAUCCAGAAGGCACUGCAGAGGAAGAGGAAGUCACCUGAUGCCAUUUCUCGGACCAGCUCACAGGAAACCAUGUCCAUGGAGGGCUCUCGCCCGGCCGUGCCCGCUGAGCCGGGCACACUUAAGACCAGUCUGGUGGCCAUGCCAGGCAUCGACAAACUGACGGAGAAGUCACAGGUUUCAGAGGAUGGUACCAUGAUAACUGUGCCUCUGACAGAAUCACCACAAACCCCUGAACACAGCGGGACCGCCGGAGCCAGUGACACUGAGUCAAUCUCAGGACGAGACAAUGAGGAUGUGUUUUACACUGAAGCAGAGAUGGCGAGGAGACGUCUGUCCAGCACAUCAUCUUCUGUCAGCCACUGGAAUCCCAAACCAGACUGGGUCCUGUCCUGGAAGAACAAACUCCCUCUGCAGACCAUCAUGCGUUUGCUGCAGGUGCUGGUGCCACAGGUGGAGAAGAUCUGCAUUGACAAGGGUCUGACAGAUGAAUCAGAGAUCCUAAAGUUUCUUCAGCAUGGCACUCUAGUGGGUCUGCUGCCCGUACCACACCCUAUUCUCAUCAGGAAGUAUCAGGCCAAUGCAGGAACUGCCACGUGGUUCCGUACGUACAUGUGGGGAGUCAUCUACCUGCGUAACGUGGAUCCGCCCAUCUGGUACGACACUGAUGUGCAUCUCUUUGAGAUCCAGCGGAUGUAAAAGUGAAGAGUUUAACCUGUUGGUCCAUCAAACCCUGCAGAUUCAUCUUGGCUUGUCAUUUUGCUUUAACCUGUUCCACUGUCCUUGAGAAGAGGCUACACAUCAUAGACUGUGAGACUCCACAAGAAGUGCCCAUGACUGACCGUCAACGCUCUGUUUGCUCUGCCUGCUGUACAGAUAAAUAACGCAUCUAAAUAUAAAGCAGGCCUUGUGCACUCUGAUAGUAGAAUCAUACUGUGUUCAACAGCUUAAGCAGUCCACGUAUGAAACUCUUUCACUGUGGUUUUUAUUGGAAUAAGGUGCUUAUUAUAUGAAGGAAUGCUAUUUAUAGAGCUUUAUAGAGCUUCAUAGAGCUAUGCGCUGGGACGAGUAUUUGAAACUUGUGAAAUUAAGUGACUAGUUUCUAGAAAGUCCUUAAGUUAUUAGAAGCUUUGACAAAGACAUCUGGAUUGUAUUAGUGUCACCACAGGAGGGCAUUCUCUUUUUAGUUUCCUGUAAGAACAUUUGUGUAUGUGUGCGUUAUCAGAUUCAUAACUGCCACACUUAAUCCCAGUUUUCACUAUAGUGAUGUCAGGAAUAAUUGAAUGAAUUAUGAUCAUUCAAAGGCUUAUUUAGACAUAGCUAGUCAGUAUUAAAAUAUACUACAAAAAUGUUAUAUAUCUAUUUUUGUCUGCAUAAUGAUUUUGCUAAUGAGAUACUGUAAAUAUUCUGCUUGUUGUUUAAAGUACAAUCGUUGUCUCAAUAUAUGAAAAUGUGAUUAUUCAAUGUUGUCAAGCUCAUGGUUGUCAUCUUUCUGCAUAUGUUCAAUCAUAUUCUUUAAAGUGCCGAAGACUGUAAACAGAAUGUUUUUAUUCAUUGGUUGCAGUAUUUAUAAGAGAGUUUGUGAAACAGACCAAGACAUUUGUGUUUGUAUGUAUUUUAAUGUUUUUUCUGUAGUGUAAUUUAUCAGUCACAUGCCUGUAACAGGCAUAGGCCAUAUUUCAGAAGAUA